CGAGCUUCAUGCUUGAAUGUAGCAACACAAUAAGCAUCGAGAUAUUUGUUGACUAGCAUUGGCCUACUUUAAGCGUUUUUAGGGAAUUCGGCGCUCAGACGCUGCAGUUUGUUCAGUAGGUCAAUGUCGUCAUGAUCUUUAGACUAAGAUAUUGAGUACUCGAGCGAUGACUGUACUGUAUUGUGCUACAUUGCUCGCCCUGCACAGCCGAAACCGGUCUUCUACAGCCCGUUCAACGAAUUUACACAUUCAGCAUGUCUUUCUUCAACACGCUCCUCAGCCCCAAGGUCUUAGUGCCACUCGCAGGCAAUGUCGUCGCAGUUGGAUCCGCAACAUAUUACCUGCAAUCGAAGAUCAACUACAAUCUUGAAGAGCAAGAGGCACGUCUGGACGAAAUCGAAGGCACAUUACGGGGUCACAUUGGCCUGAUCGAAGACGCGCUGGACAGGAUCGAAAAGAAGCCUAACCAAAACCAUCAGGAGAAGUUGUACAGUCAAAGAGCAAGAGACGAGAAGAAGGGGAAACAGAAAUAGUCUUCGAGCGAAGUUGGGGUCGACUGCACAUGGCUUGGUAAAAGUGCGCCGUGUAAUCUAUGUACGUUGUGGAUAGGCACAUUUCUGUAUGUAACAAGC
This is a messenger RNA of Boeremia exigua, 632 nucleotides long. RefSeq lists its product as uncharacterized. Lineage: Eukaryota; Fungi; Ascomycota; Dothideomycetes; Pleosporales; Didymellaceae. The record is from RefSeq and is a predicted model, not a curated record. The coding region runs from base 255 to 533 and encodes 92 amino acids. The transcript has a single exon.